Paramuricea clavata is the source of this 1760-nucleotide messenger RNA. NCBI's taxonomy places the organism in Eukaryota, Metazoa, Cnidaria, Anthozoa, Malacalcyonacea, Plexauridae. The record is from the annotation of a GenBank genome assembly.
UACGUGCGUCGUAAGUUACAUCGCGAAAAGUUUUCUCUUCGUUUCAUUACUGUACCAAAAUGUGAAGCAGUUAGACGACCUCGUCGUUUAUGAAACCAAAGUUUGCUCUGUGACUGACCUCUUGUACUUCGGAGAAGGCAAUGUUUGCAAACUGCUGCAAAGUGCUGCUCUGUGACUGACCUCUUGUACUUCGGAGAAGGAUGUCUGCAAACUGCUGCAAAGUUAGAAACAGUAAUUUGUUCCAGCAUAGAUGUUCGAAUUUCGAUAUUUUACAUUUGAUUCGCAAACAUGUUUGUAUCCUUGAAUGCCUAUUUUGAAGGCAAUUCAUCAACAAAUUCUUGAUAUUGGGAAGGUUCACAAUUAUUGGAUAGUAAGGCCCUGCAAAUAAUCACAAGUGCCAACAGUUUUCAAACUGGUCCGCAAGUUUUCUUAACUCUUAGCAAAAGCAGGUGCUGGGUUGUCGUCAAAGAUGCCGAUCCAGAAGUGAAGAAGACUAAAACAUUUGCCAUGAUUACAACUGUAACUGGUAAAGUUGACGAGAUCUUUGCACGUUUCUCAUCUUGGUACCCCUUAAAGAAGUUUGUGGAAUGGAUGCUGCGCUAUAGACGUGCAUUGCGUAAAGCCUGCGAGAAACGUUCUUCAAAUGGACACGAACAAAAGCAAACACGUAUCAAGCCACUAACGGUUGAAGAGUUGCGCGAAGCCGAACUGGAAAUCAUCAAGAUUGUCCAAGAACGAAGUUUUACUGACGAGAUUGCGGUGAUGCUACGGAAUUUAAAUUCAGCUACUAAUGCGAAUGUCAUGCCAAAAACAGUCAAAUGUUCCAGUCCACUCUACAAGCUUGAUCCAGUGUACGAUAAGCGCGUCCUCAGGGUUGGAGGACGAUUGAGAAAUUCCUUGGUUUCGGAAGGAGCGAAGCAUCCGUUGAUAUUACCCGGCAAUCAUCACGUCGUAACUUUGAUCGUUGAAUAUUAUCACGAUCUCUCUGGUCAUUCCGGUUUGGAACACGUUCUCGCGAUGCUAAGAGAGAGAUUUUGGAUAAUCAGAGCUCGAGUUCUGAUCAAGACCGUUAUUAAAAGGUGCUUCGAUUGCAAGAAGAGACAAGCACCUGUAGGAGAGCAAAUGAUGGCAGAUUUGCCAGUGGAUCGUGUCACGGCUGGGAAACUGCCAUUCACCAACGUUGGUAUUGAUUGCUUUGGCCCUUUCACGGUCAAGAGGGGCAGAAGCAAUGUAAAGAGAUACGGAGUCAUAUUUACCUGCCUGGCAAUACGGGCAGUGCAUAUCGAAGUCGCGAAUAGUUUGGACACGGAUUCGUUCCUGAACGCGUUGAGGAGAUUCGUGGCGAGGCGUGGCCAGCCAGAAGAAAUUAGAUCGGACAACGGCACGAAUUUUGUCGGUGGAAAUCAGGAGCUUCGAAGGGCGAUAAAUUAUUAUUAUUAUUAUUAUUGGUCUUUAUUAAUCAUUUGAUAAAAAUACAUAUCAAAUUUACAUAUUUAAAAGAUUGUAACACAGAAGCUACUUAAUACAUCAAUAUUAUUAAAACUAUUCUAUUCAUUAUCAACAUGCAAAUUAUACUUAAAAAUCAGUCUAUUAAAAAAGCUAUUCUUGAAGCGUUCUGUGUUACAUUUUGGCCACAGUGAGCUUUUGUUAUGCAGGCGCCUGGAUGAGUCUUUGACUAUAGGUAGCAUAUGCUUAAGCGGAUGAUUAUUGUUAUUUUUUAUCUUUCUCCAAAUGUUACGAUCACUUCUCUCUAAUAGUUU